AUGUGCUCCAAAAGUGUUGUUAGUAAAGCCGGUAGCAAACGCCAAACACCACCCAUCUAACGAACAAGUCGCCACUCGUUGUUCGCUGCCCGCUGCCGUUGUCGUUGGUGCUUUGUGCUUUGCAUGUUGGCGCAAUUCAGUCUUUGCCGAACAGCCGCGAAAUAUUAGCGCAAAUAACGGAUAAGUGAGAAUAGCAAAUUUCAGUGAUUUGUUCAAUUAAUUAAUUUCAUAAAGUGAAAUUUAUCUUGGUGAAUUGUUGUUGAAAAAGUGAAAAUAAAUAAAUACUUAUUUUUGAUGAAUUAAAAAAUAAUAAUGUGCUGAAACGUGAAAAAUUUUUUAAUGCAAAAAGAAGGAGGAAUAAGUGUUGUUUUUCAACCGAGUGAAAAGUAUCGGUAGUAACAAGUGAAUUCAGUGUUACCUGCAGAAUUUAUAUUCGUGGAAUGGUGAAAAAAUUAAUUUCAUUGAGUUUUAAAGACAAUUACAGUAAGUUUCAAGGAAACCAAAAUAUUAUUAUGUGUACAUAGUAAAGAAAAAAAUUAAUAAUAAAAUAUAAUUAAAAUAAAUUUAAAACUAGUUAAAAAAAACCUUGAUGAGUGUGCAGAAUUUCUUAAUAUGUAAUUGAAAAAAUAAUUAAAUAUAACGAUAAUAUGAUUUUUAAUCUAAAAUAUGACUUGUAUUUGAAACCUAAAAAUACUAUUUGUCCUAAUUUAUGUUUUCAAACGCAUGCCACAGAAAUAAAAUUUUAGAUUUUAUUGCAAAAAAUAUAUAAAAUAAGAUCCAACUAGAUUUUAAAUCGCUUAAAAGCCAAGUGAAAGUAAAAUUGAAUCAAUUAAGCGAAUAAGAUAAUUUUAAGUGCUUGCCUACUCACCGAAGAGAAAUAUUUAGUGUGUUUGUUAAAAAACCAGAUGUGCAAAUCAAAUGAAAAUAUACUUAAAUUAGCCUUAGUUAACUAAAAACAAAAAUGAAGUCAUAAUUGAUACAACGAUAACAAAAAAUAAUAAUAAUCUGAAAAUUAAAAACAAAAAUUAGUUUCAAGUUGAUAAUUAAAAAAAAAAAUAUAUAUAUAGUAAUGUAAUGUGAAAAAUUUUAAUUUAAGGUUUCUGCUUGCUAUUUGGAUUGGAAAUAAUUAUAAUUGUAAUUACAGUGCACUAAAUGGAAACGAAUGGCUGUUUAUAUUCAAUACUUCGAAAUUCAACUCCAAAAUAAACCCAAAGAUAUACAAAAUUUAAAUAAUUGAAAAGAAAGCCAACUCUACUUGAAAGCCGGAACCUCAAAGAAGAUAGAAAAUGAGUCAAUAAACUAAAUCCACCAGCUGAAAAUGGUGUAAAUACGAAAGUAAACUGGUGUACAUACAGUGAAGUUACCAGCGGAAACGGAAACUGAGGUCAAGCGAAAGAUUGAAAGAUACCUUAUAAAUAAAUAAUGCUAAAAGUACUUAUACAUAUGUAUAAAGGCACAUAAAUCACAAGGUAUGUAAGACAUCCCGCGCUGUACACUGCUAUAAACCGUUAGAUGUGCAUACCCACCUUUUGAUAAGUAUUCGAGGCAAGCUAGUACUCUAAAAGAAUAUAUGUGUAUGUAUCUGCAUAGCCACAGCCGCUGCUCCUUUGUCUCUAUUUAGUUGAAGCGGUGACCUUAACACUUGCCACACUAACCAAUGCUAAUGAAUCAGCGACAACAACAACAACACGGAAAACAAUUGCACAAUCUGCACCCAAAAACCAACAACUCGUUGUAGCUUCAACAACGAAUAACUAAACAAAGGCUAGCGGUGUAACAACAAUGAAUGUAAUCGCCAAGGUCCAACAAUUCGCACAGACAUUAGCAGUAGUUGGCUUCACCAGCGUCACUGCAGCGGCCACUCAUGCGACGGCACACAAUCCGAGGACGGAUAAUUUACUAGCCGCAGCCGCAGCAGAAACAACUCGUUCCACUUUAACGCUAGCUGCCAGAAUGUUGGCUGGCUUACCGACAUCCGCCUCCGACAUUGCUGACUCAGCGAUAACGGAUAUGGCGGCGGUGGACAGCACGAGCAGCAAUGAAAGUGCUGAGGGUGAGGGUGUGGCCGACGCAGAGCCGGAUGCGUUGGACGUGUUGCGAGAUGAAUGUUAUAAACGCUUGAAUGAAACCGCGACACAGUUUACAGCAGGUGAAUCUUACUGUGCUGGCACAUUUGAUGGUUGGCUCUGUUGGCCGGAUACUGCCGCCGGCACUUCCGCCUAUGAACGCUGCCCGGAAUUCAUAACCGGCUUCGAUCCGACAAGAUUUGCACAUAAGGAAUGCGGAAGCGACGGUGAGUGGUACAAACAUCCGCUCACGAAUAAGACCUGGUCCAAUUACACGACCUGCAUUAAUUUCGAUGAUUUAGAGUGGAAGCACAGCAUUAAUCUCUUUUAUAAGACUGGUUAUGGCAUAUCCCUGAUAGCGAUACUCCUAUCUCUCGCUAUUUACACUUAUUUCAAAUCGCUGAAAUGUGCGCGCAUAACACUCCACAUGAAUUUAUUCACAUCCUUCGCCGCGAACAAUUCACUCUGGCUGGUUUGGUACUUCGUUGUGAUACCCGAAACGGAGAUGCUGAAACGGAGUCCGCCACCCUGUAUUGCGCUGCACAUAAUACUCCACUACUUUCUGCUAACCAACUACUCGUGGAUGCUCUGCGAGGGCUUCUACUUGCACACGGUGCUGGUGUCCGCCUUCAUAUCGGAGAAGAAAUUGGUGAAAUGGCUGAUUGCCCUCGGCUGGGGCACGCCGGCAAUUGUAAUCUUCAUUUACGCUUUGGCGCGUGGCCUCGGCGGCUCCGGCGAUGAAGUCAAACACUGUUGGAUGCAUAGCACGAGCUUCGAGAAUAUUCUCGUUGUGCCCGUUUGUAUUUCCAUUUUUCUUAAUUUGCUAUUUCUAUGCAAUAUUGUGCGCGUCGUGCUGCUUAAGCUGAAGGCACCGGCGAGCAUACAAGGCAGCUGUGGACCCUCACGCACCGUCCUGCAAGCAUUCCGCGCAACACUUUUGCUUGUACCACUAUUGGGAUUGCAGUACAUCUUGACGCCAUUUCACCCGGAUGCAGGCCAUCCAUGGGAGCAGACAUACGAAGUAAUCUCAGCGUUUACGGCCUCAUUUCAGGGUCUUUUUGUUGCCACACUCUUCUGCUUCUUCAAUGGCGAAGUUAUUGCGCAGGUGAAGCGCCGCUGGCGUACGGCUUGGUUUAGCAACAGAGCGCGUGCAAAUUCCUACACAGCAACCCAGGUCUCGUUCGUGCGAUGUGGCCCGCCCUUGCCCGGCGAAGAGAAGGUAUGACUAAAGAGCUUGUCGUCGACGAAAUCGCGUCGCGCCUCCAGCGCCGUCACCGGACGCAGCGGCGGCGAUGCACCAAACGCUGCCAGCAGCAGUAAAGGCGCCACGCGCCUGCCCAGCAACAGCAGCGCACCCGCCACACAAAAGUCGCCUGCGAAUGCCACAGCGCCGCCCGGCCUGUUGGGCGGUCUGCGAAAGUUCCAAUUUCUACGACGAAAAACCGUCGAUCAACUACGCAUACGGCAGCCGCUAAUGGAGGAGGGCGUUUGUGUUGCCGAUGGUGGCGCGGAGGCAUGCAACUGGAAUAGUCAUAGAAAAAAUGCGACCGAAAAUGUGACGGCGUUAGCUGAGAAUUCGACGUCGACGGCGUUAGCAACUACAGCAGCAACAACAACGACUGCGGAAGCAGCUAACAACAGCGCACUAGCAGCAACGACAACAACGAGUAAUUACUACAAUAACAAUAGCAACAAUCGGCUUAGCAGCAGCGGUAGUUAUAGCAUCGAAGGCAGCAGCACGGAGGGCAGCAAUCGUGCCGGCGGCAUUUUGCUUGUCACCACCACAGCCGUGCACACGAAUCCCAACACAUGCACCUACAACAAUAAUUUGCAUUUGGAUGGCAACAAAAUCGCCGACGAGGCAUUGUAAGCGCAUUAAAAUGCAGCCGAACGCGAUGUGACAUAUGUGACAUGUGACUUGUUGUGGUUGGAGGUGGCUUGACUCUAUGUAUGUAUGUAUAUGGUUUUAAUGUUAGCGUAGUUGUAAGUAAUUGUAGUUAACACGUGAUUAACUGGUACUACGAUAGUUGAUAUAUUUAUUGCCAAUUUGCAGUAUGUGUAUGUGUGUGUGGACAACGUAAUUUAAUAGUUGAUUGCAAACAGGCUUUGCUAACAACUAUGUAUGCUUAUUUGUUUAGUUAAGUGCGAAUUAUUUGUAAUUUUUCGUAGAUUAACACUAAGCCUUUUAAUGCUUUAUUAUAAAUGUAAUUUCCUUAAAUAUUUAACAUAUGAAGAAUAGUGGUCCUGCCUAUUUUAUAUGCUGUACUAACUCUGAACACAUUGUGCAAUAUUAUUGAGUAGAUUAUUUUAAGAACUUUAUUUGCUUCUAAGUUAGACUUAUUUUAUAAGAGCAUUGUCCAAUUAACGGUUGUCAGUAGCUGAGAAAGAUAUUGAGGUAGCUAGAUUUUGGUUUAUAUAUGUAUGUGUAUCAGAUUUAGAAAGCAUGCUUUUAUCUGUCCGUCCGCCCGCGCAUCUAUUUAUAUCCCAACAACUUUUCAUGUAAUGGCAUUUUUCGAAAUCACUCAAAGGUGCAUUCAACCUUUUGACCCUUGCAGAAAAAAUCGUAAAAUCAGAUUACAAUCACAACCACAUCUUAUAUGAUAAUAUUUUAAUUGCAGUAAAUUUUU
Molecule: messenger RNA, 4693 nt
Organism: Bactrocera dorsalis (oriental fruit fly)
Lineage: Eukaryota; Metazoa; Arthropoda; Insecta; Diptera; Tephritidae
Gene: Dh31-R
Product: calcitonin gene-related peptide type 1 receptor
Exons: 11
Biological process (GO): cell surface receptor signaling pathway; adenylate cyclase-modulating G protein-coupled receptor signaling pathway
Cellular component (GO): plasma membrane
Molecular function (GO): calcitonin receptor activity
Source: RefSeq, a predicted model, not a curated record